AUUUUAUGAUUUGAACGGCCCCUCCCCCACAAUGCCCCCACCUCCUCCAUGCUGCUGUUGUUUCAUUUGCGCCAUUUUGUUCGCUCACUUUGGUGAUUGGGCUUCAGAGAGCUGUACUCGGGCCAAUCAGAGGGACACCGGACAGCGAAGAUACGGACUGACGUUAAGUAGCAAUGGAGCAGUACACCACUGCCACCACCACAACUGGGGAGCAGAUAGUCGUGCAGACCAGCAAUGGACAGAUCCAACAGGCGCAGGGUACGGUGACGGCAGUGCAGCUUCAAACCGACGCGCCGGUGGUGACGGCCUCAGGCCAGCAGGUGCAGACACUCCAGGUUCAAGGCCAGCCACUCAUGGUGCAAGUGAGUGGAGGGCAGCUCAUUACGUCAUCAGGGCAACCCAUAAUGGUACAGGCCAUGUCUGGGGGGCAGGGACAGACCAUUAUGCAAGUCCCCGUGUCUGGAACCCAGGGACUGCAACAGAUCCAGCUGCUGCAGCCGGGGCAGAUCCAGCUGCAGGGGGGCCAGACCCUCCAGCUGGGGGGGCAGCAGGGCCAGCCCCAGCAGAUCAUCAUCCAGCAGCCCCAGACCGCCAUCACCGCAGGCCAGAACCAAGUCACCCUCCACCCCUCCUACACACAGGGCCAGCAGAUCAGCGUGCAGGGCCAGCAGGUCGCCCAGACGGCCGACGGACAGACCAUUGUCUACCAGCCCGUGAACGCAGACGGCACCGUCCUGCAACAAGGAAUGAUCACCAUCCCUGCUUCCAGCCUGGCGGGUGCACAGAUCGUACAGGCAGGGGGCGCCAACACCACCACCACAAACAGUGGCCAGGGAACUGUGACCGUCACCCUGCCUGUCUCGGGCAACAUGAUGAAUACAGGGGGCAUGGUCAUGAUGGUUCCUGGGGGUGGGACGGUGCCCACCAUGCAGCGUAUCCCACUGCCGGGGGCUGAGAUGCUGGAGGAGGAGCCUCUGUACGUCAACGCCAAGCAGUACCACCGCAUCCUGAAGCGCCGCCAGGCCCGUGCCAAGCUGGAGGCCGAGGGCAAGAUCCCCAAGGAGCGCAGGAAAUACUUGCACGAGUCUCGCCAUCGCCACGCAAUGCAGAGGAAGCGGGGAGACGGUGGGCGGUUCUUCUCCCCCAAAGAGAAGGAGGAGAUGGCGCUGGCCCUGGCACAGCAGCAGCAGGAGGCGGCCCAGGCAGCAGCAGAUGAGACGGUGGCCCAGAUGAUCCGGGUGUCAUAGACGAGCCAGCAGGCCACCGCGACGCCUCUUUGGUGUGAACACCACCACAUGGCCACCCCGUUGGGAGAGCCCUCACCACAACCCGGCCUGCCCCGCUGCAUCUUCCCAUCCAUGUCGACCCCCUCGCCCUCCAUCUGCCCACACUAUUAUUUUCUCUGUGAACUCCUACGAUGUUCUUCCAGAAAGCUGGCCUGGCCUUAAAGUGUGUGUGUGUGUGUGUGUGUGUGUGUGUGUGUGUGUGUGUGUGUGUGUGUGUGUGUGUGUGUGUGUGUGUGUGUGUGUGUGUGUGUGUGUGUGUGUGUGUGUGUGUGUGUGUGUGUGUGUGUGUGUGUGUGUGUUGGGGUCCACCCUCCAGCCUCCCUCUCAGCCUCAGUGGCUUCUCAGCCGAGGGUCGGGGGUUAUCUCACACUAGGAGCUAUUUAUACAGACGUCAUUCAAAUGUGAAGGUACGCCGCAACCAGCGCUUGAUCCAGCUAACUUUGAUAGCAUAGGCGACCGAGUUCAUACUCAGUACUCAUCAAAGGGCCACAUUUUCAUCGUUUGUUUUGAUUGUUAGUUUUUUUAAAAGCUGGUACAGGAAGUGUAAAAAAAGGUAUGACAUCUGCCCUGAAUAUUUCAACUUUUUUUUUUAUGUAAAGUUUUCAUUUGUAUGAACAAUAAUGUGGGAAAGAAUUACCUUGGUCCACUGAGAAACCAACAUCUAAUAGAACCAUAUUGUAUAUAAUUUCUUCCUUUUUGUGUGCAUCAGUUAUACUUGAUAAGGUGCCCAAUUCUUUGUAUGGGCAUGUCUUUUUAUGACUAUUAAUGUUUCAUCACAUUAUAUCCAUGUAGUUACCUAUAGGUGUUUUUUAUUUAAAUUAUAGAAGCCUUUUUUUUUUUCUCAUCCCAUUCAGUCCCUAAUGAUACUUUUUUUAAAUGAAAAUAAAAACAAAUACCAGAUAA
Messenger RNA from Gadus macrocephalus (Pacific cod), 2189 nucleotides. RefSeq names its product nuclear transcription factor Y, alpha, like (gene nfyal). NCBI's taxonomy places the organism in Eukaryota, Metazoa, Chordata, Actinopteri, Gadiformes, Gadidae. The transcript is spliced from 10 exons. The record is from RefSeq and is a predicted model, not a curated record. The coding region runs from base 174 to 1247 and encodes 357 amino acids. Gene Ontology annotation, molecular function: RNA polymerase II cis-regulatory region sequence-specific DNA binding; DNA-binding transcription factor activity, RNA polymerase II-specific. Gene Ontology annotation, biological process: regulation of transcription by RNA polymerase II. Gene Ontology annotation, cellular component: CCAAT-binding factor complex.